Messenger RNA from Maniola jurtina (meadow brown), 4543 nucleotides. RefSeq lists its product as uncharacterized. The transcript has 3 exons. Gene Ontology annotation, cellular component: extracellular region. Bases 48 to 1742 code for a protein of 564 amino acids. The record is from RefSeq and is a predicted model, not a curated record. Gene Ontology annotation, molecular function: chitin binding. NCBI's taxonomy places the organism in Eukaryota, Metazoa, Arthropoda, Insecta, Lepidoptera, Nymphalidae.
AAUGUCAAGGAACUCCAUCCGCGCUGCGUCACUCAGUCGCAGCCGACAUGUCUGCGCGCGCGCUCCUCUGCGCCGGCCGCCUCGCGCUCGCCUCCACCGCGCUCGUCGCCGUCGCAACCUCCUCGAUACUCCUAAGUGGGAACGAUAUUACGUGCAGUAAGGAUGGGCUCCACGCCGACUUCGAUACCGAGUGCCAAGAAUACGUCCGCUGCUCGUCGGGGAUAGUGAGAGGACGCUACGCGUGUCCCGCGGGGCGCGUAUUCAGCGACGUAGCCGGAGCUUGCGUCCCGCGUCAUAGCUAUCCCUGUGCCCAACGCAUCUGUGCUACCGGAGAUACUUUGGCCUACGCUACGCCUGGGACUGCGUGCCGUCAUUACUACCGCUGUGAAAAUGGCACCGCUGUCGACCACGCUUGCCCCUCGGGCUCGUGGUUCGACCUAGCUAGACAAGCGUGCUCGCGUGGUGCGGGGACCUGCUACGAGCCUGUAUGUGCGGGACUACCCGAUGGCAAAUAUCCGGACUCUUCGCACGAGUGCCGGCGUACUCUGCAGUGUCGCGGGGCAGAGCUGCGCGCCGUGGUGUCGUGCGUCGGAGUAUGCGUGAGCACGUGCCCGCCACCCCGCUCCACUGCUGUUCCUCUCCCUGCUGGAGACGCAGACUUCUGCUCGGACGAGGCGUGCUCCUCGCUGUGCCAGCACACCCCGGACGGCGCUUACGCAGAUCGUUCGACAGGCUGCCGGGAAUACUUCGUAUGUGAAUCACAUCGCGUUAUCAGACGUGGCGUUUGUGAAGCGGGCCUGCUAUUCUCGGGAAGCGGCUGCGAGUCGGCGGAGGGAGCUUACUGCCCACCGCCCGCACGAAGUCCCUGCUUCAAUCGACAAGACGGGCUCUAUAGAGACUGGAAGGACUGUUCUUCUUGGUUCGAAUGUCGUCGCGAGAGAGUGACCGCCCGGGGUGUGUGCGAAUUAGGUUUCGUGUUUGACGGCGUCGGGUGCGUUCCUAAGAAGUCUUACUACUGCGAAGGUCCCGACCCGGCUGCAGAAUGCGAGGGUAUGCCGAGCGGAACUUAUCAGGACCUCGAUUCGAAUUGCACACGAUAUUUCCAUUGCGAGGGCACUCUGCGCACGAGUUUGGCGUGCCCGGUCGGACAAGUUUUCGAUGGUGCGAGGUGUACGCCGGCUUUUCAAUACCUUUGCCCGAGUUUGGACCGGGAUUCGUGCUACGGGCGAGUAGAUGGUCGCUAUAGAGCGGUGGACGCAGGCUGUCGCGGGUUCUACGCGUGCAUCAAUGGAAAGAAAGCAGUGUACGCGUGUCCUUCGAGGCGAGUGUUCGACGGUGACGUGUGCGUCCCGGCACACCCGGCGGUCUGUCCGCAAGAAGACUACAGCUGCUCCGGACUCUCGGACGGCUACCAUGCGGAGCUGAAGUCCAAUUGCCACAGAUACUUUUACUGCGAGGGCGGCGACAAACUAGCAACACUCUCCUGCCUGGCAGGCAAGAUAUUCGACGGUCAUGCGUGUGUGGAGCCCACGCGCCACGUAUGCGGAGCUCCACGACGGGACAUCAUAGAACACGGCGGGAGAUAUUGCGAAAGAGACGGCUUCUUCGUCCAACAGGGCACUGAGUGCAAGCAUUACUACUUCUGCGUGUCCGGCGUGAGAACAUUCCUUACCUGUCCUCCAAAACAGGUGUUCAACGGCCAAGUGUGCGUGCGCAAAGACCAGUACACAUGCCCAGGCUGAAUGUGAACUAACGGACGCUGAUUUAAACGCUCAAGCCGGUCGCACCGGCGUUGACACUGCCCUUAGUACGAAUCUCGUGGUUGUUUUACGAGUGAAAUGGACCCAAACUUUCUUUUUUACUGCGACAUAGCCAAAAGGAAGGAUUAUGACUUUAGCAGUCUAUGUAGGUCACCGUAGUGCCGAAACUACUGAGCCGAUUUUGAUUGAAUCGAUUCGUUUUAUGGUCCGGGUGACAUAGGCUAUAUUUUAUUUAUAACAUUUUAUAGAAACUAUGUUAAGCAUUUUUUAUGAGGAGUUACUACCUACUUUAUCGGGUUUUAGUUUUGACUUUAUUUUAACGUCGUAAAUUCUCAACCAAUUUUUGUUUCACAUAGCAUGUAAUGAACAGUUAGUGGGACUAAAGGAUCUAGUUAUCGAAUUAUAGUUAGACAUCGAAUUUCAAAACUUGUACUAAGGGUACUGCAUGAUUCAUGAACCGAGAAGGACACUGAGGAGACACGAUGUACCUGACUGUAAAGGCUGACCAUGUCAAUGACAUUUGUAUAAGCUGCUCUAUUAAUAAACGUGGAAUAGUUUUUGUUUGAACGGCUUGUCAAUUUUAAAUGUAGGUAUAAAACUCCUUAGUACCUCCGUAAGGAGUUUGUAGAGACCGAUAUUGAUCGACGAUCGGACACAGAAUCAAUGGUUUUCACAUAGCUAUCAAGGCAGACUUAGUCACACCAUAAAGGUUUGUUUUUUACCAUUUUGGUAUGGAACUCCAAAGUUACUAUACAACAAGAAACCUAUAGAUAACUUAAUAAAAUAAUACGGAGCCUGCUAAAUCUAUACCGUAUUCUACGUUUAUUAAUAAGAUGAAUUUUAUUAGGCAAUUAUUUUAGUAUUUAUUAAUUGUAGAAUAAUGUAAAUAGUUCACUGCCCUUUUAAAUAUUUAUAUGCUGCACUUUCAUUAAAGUACCUCAUUAAAUAAAAAAGCAAGUUUAAUUUAUUCAUUUUAUUGGCAUAAAAACUUUAAGCGACCUAUGUAGAUGACAUACAGCUAAUAAUUACACAGUGACUUUUAUCUUACAGUGUUAAUUUACAAACACAAUAUUAAGCUCCGUGAAUAAAAAAAUAUUUUAUCUUUAACAUAAAAGUAUUUUUUUUUAAUAUAUCUUUUAUCCGAACCAUAGAUAAUAACAAAAUAGAAUACCUUAGAAAUAUUAAUUAGGUAGGUACUAUUCAUUAAAUUAAUAUAGUCCGUCAAAUUCAUUAAAGUGCAAUCUCUGAUUGUAAAGGACAUUUUAUACUUACAUGGUUGAUUUGAUGCGAAUUUGACGAACUAUACCUACAAGGUUAUAAUAAAGUAGCUUAGGUACUCUCAUGCCAUGGAUGGUGAAAACCAACAAUUUCUGUUUAAAAUAUAAAAAUAAUUCUAAAUGGAAAUAUUUUUUUAGACUCCACGUGAAUGUUCUACUUACAUGUAGCAAGUAGCAACGCAGAGUUUUUGGUAUUGAUUCUUGAUUUUAUGUUGGAAAAUAAACAAGCUCAAUAACAAAAAAAAAAUUUGGUACCUACCACACCCUUGCAACUUAAAAUACUUAAAAAAAUCUUUGUUUUAAUAAUAUCAAAUAUUCACCGCUCAGAACAUUUCUGUAUUUUAGAAAUAACCCUGUAGGUAUAACAUAACUCAAGAAUUAAUUUUAAAUAAUAAUAAUAGUCAAACUGCGAUUGAGACUAGUCCAGCCAAGACUAUUAGAUUCACAAAUCGUAUAUCUAAAAAUAUAUGUUUGGCAACGAAUCAAAAAGCCUUUAAUAUUUUAUACAUUUACCUAUAUUCAAUAAACGCUAUUUUUAAUUAUUCCAAAUUUUUAUCUACAAGUUAAUUUUAUUCUUUUCUUCGCUAAGGCUUCUUAUCCAUUAUAACAAAACGGGGCGGAGGUAAUUCAUUAGACCAACCGAUCAGAUUAUUGAUAGACGUAACUAAACGUAGAUAACGUCUCUCAAUAUAAUUUGGUUGGUACGUUUCUAAUCUUCUCCGCUCCGGUGGAUAGGUAGCCUUAAUCUCAAUAAAAAAUUCGAAUAGGUAUUGAAAGACAGUAAAGCCAUGCGCAUAUCACAACGGGCAGUAUUGCGAAAAGUCGCCGACUAUUCGUUUCAUACGAACUUAAUUGUUGAAAAUAUGUUCGAUGCAUAUGCGAACUGCCGGAAUGUACGCAAGUCUUUGCGUGUUACCACAUCCAUUCGACGACGUCCAUCGAUGUCCUCGAUCGAAACAAAUCAAAUCAAAUCAAUUUUAUUUGCUUAAAUGCAGGUUAAAAUAGUUAUUACAAAUUCGUUUUGGUAUCACCACAUUUGCCAUGGAAUGGCGUGCAAAUUACGUACGUGCGUGAAAAGUCCAUAUUACCUACUCAAUUUUAAAUCAAAAAAUUCCUUAAGCUCAUAAAAAUUGUCCAUGUUAAGCCAUUUAAACAGUCCAGUUUUGAAUCUAUUUAAAGGCAAUAAUUUGAUGUUAUUAGGGAUUUUGUUAAAUAUUUUAAUACACAACAUAACACAAUUUUUACAAAAUACUAAGUCCUAGGUAUAUAGUUCAAAACUAAACGAUCAGGAUUUCUAUUGCUACGAGUAUGAUCAUAAUAUGUAUUGCUUGCAAUUGUAAAUAAUGUCUUGUGUUUUUUAACGAAGCAACAGAUUUCAAAUAUAAACAAGGAAACGGUAGUAAUUUUAACUUUUUAAAUAAUGGUCUGCAACUGGCCAGAGGUGCAGCGCCGCACAUAGCACGUAUACAUUUUUUUUGGGUGAUGAAGGCUCUAUUCACAUCAGUG